UGUAUCCCACAUCAAGCAAGCACAGGAUCAUCCCAUGAGCAGGUCGUCGAGCAUUUCUUUCCUUUCAGUUCUCCUACAAUAGCCAAAGGCAGCGAGGCGAGGCGACGUCACUCACUCCUUUCAUCUCGAGGCGCGACUAACCAGCCAGCCGGUCUGGCAUGCUCAGCUAGCUACCCUGGCGACGUGACGCAGAGCUUCAUUCAUUCAUUCAUUCAUUCAUCCUCGCUACUUGCCAGCUCGAGGACGAGGACGCCGGCACGACGCCAUGGCAGGCCAUGAACAAUCGACUGACACGACUCGAGACGAGAUCGCCACAACAGCCAUACCAGCAACGGCUGCGCUGCCCAUCCCCUCCGUGGACGAGGACCUAGUACGGCAAGAAGCCUCAUCCAGCUUCUCGUCCUCCUCGCCUCCUCCUCCUCCCGCUCACAGCGGCGGCAAGCGCAAAGAUGAGGAGGACGUGCCUCCUUCUCCCCCCUCGUCGAGCUCACACAGCGAGGAGUACGAGCACGACGCAAACGGCAUGCCAACGGACAUCGAGCACGUACCCGUCACCGAUGACCCGCGUCUGUGGAGCGAAGCCCGCAAGUGGUACCAAGUCUUCAUCGUCUCGUACGGCGCCCUAAUCCCAACCAUGGGCGCCAAUGCAUGGUUUCCCGCCAUUGCCGACAUAAAAGCAGACCUGGGCGCAUCCGACGCAUCCGUCGACCUAUCCGUCUCACUGUACAUCUUGUUCCAGGGGAUGUUCCCCCUCCUCUGGUCGCCGACCUCGGAGAUCUUUGGACGGAAGAAGUGCUUUCUAGUAGCAAUGGGCCUCUACACGGUCGCGACGGGGUUUACGCCCUUGGCGCGCAAUAUGGCGACGGUGAUUGCGUUGAGGAGUAUCGCGGCAGCAGGGAGCGCGGCUACGUUGAGUAUUGCGGCGGGCAGUCUGGCGGAUAUGUACGAGGCCGAGGAGCGCGGCGUCAAGGUCGGGGUGUACUACAGUUUGCCCAUCUCAGGGCCAGCAUUGGCGCCUAUCCUCGGGGGAGCACUGACCGAGGCUGCUGGGUGGAGGGCUACGUUCUACUUCCUCACCGCAGCAGGCGGAGCCUCCUUCCUGCUGUACUGCACCUUCAAGGAGACGUUUCGCACCGAGCGUAGCGCUGCAUGGCACAAGGCGAGGAUCGAGGCCGAGAAGCGGUUGCGUGAGCACCGCGAGGAGAAACAUGACGGAGGAGAUCUCGAGGGGACAGGGCGGCGUGCCUCGCCGGAUGCCAACGCCAAUGGUGAUGAGCAGCACAAGCCGAUGGCUGUACCGGAUUACCAAGGCGCGGGAAUCGAGUACCUGUACACAACGGCCAGCGAGACGCAUAUUGAGAGGCAGAAGAGGGGGGCCACGCGUACUACCUCGCGCGCUCAGAGGAGCAAGACAUUGCCCGAGCGAGCGCCCCAAGAGGAGCAGGGCAAGGAGGCCAACAACCUUCCAGGCGUAUCCGCCACUGCGGCCCGGUCUGCCGGUACUCGCGAAGAAUCCCAACAAAAGGUCACAACCCCCUCACGCUCACGUCGGAUAGCGCUGCAACCCCUCUCACUCCUCUCCCGCACCGCAACCACAACGCUACGUCGUCUACCCUCGCGGAACCCUACCUCCACGGGUCCCUCCUUCAAACCCUCCUUCUCCUCCGUCUCCCCACUCGGCUCGGCAGCGCACGUCCUCUCCCAGCCACACAACCUCGUCACCCUCCUCUUCUCCGGCGUGAACUUCGCAGCACAGUACAGCUUGAGCUUCGCGACCACGGAAACCUUUGUGGCUCCGCCGUACGGCUUCUCGCCCAUCUUGGUUGGAUGCGUGUUGCUGGCGCUGGGCGUUGGUGGGGUGAUUGGCAGCGUGGUUGGGGGGAGGUUGAGUGAUUUGAAGUUGAGAGAGGUGGCACGAAGAUUAGGACAUAAGGCCCCAUCCGAAUGGCGGCUACGCACCAUUGUCUACCCGAUGCUGGCCGUCCCUCCCUGCUUCAUAGGGUACGGCUGGUCCCUCUACUACCACGCCAACGUAGGCUGGCCUGCCGCUCUCCUCUUCCUGCUGGGCCUCACGCAAAUUUGGACCUACUCCGUCUCCCUUUCCUACCUAGUCGACGCCAAUCCCGGCCGAUCCUCGGCAGCCAUUUCGGUCAACUCGGCAUUUCGAGGCGUACUGGCCUGCGUGGCGAGUGGGGUCAGUAGCCCCCUGUUGAGGGAGGUGGGACAGGGAGCAUUACAGAGUGGAUGGGGGGUGCUCGUCGCCGCGGUUACGGCGGUCAUGUUUGUGGUGAUGAAGAGGGGGGAGAGAUGGAGGCAGCCCGAUUGGAGGUGGCCCCGACCAAGCGCUUGGCGCAGGGGAGCGAGGGGGGAGGAGGGGGAGAAGGAAGCCGCUACGGGUGCGGGUGCGGGUGCGGCUGUUGCGUAGAGCAACCUACAACUCGGAUCGCAAAGCAAGGCACCCUCAUUGUACUUUUAAAAAUCAAAUACACCGUGAGCUAUUCAAUUCCAUCGCGACGCUGCGCUGCUCAUUGCCCAUCACUUGUGGCUGCGUGCGGUGGCAAACUGAUUACUAUUCGCGAGAGGGAGG
Messenger RNA from Jaminaea rosea, 2587 nucleotides. RefSeq names its product MFS general substrate transporter. Bases 266 to 2425 code for a protein of 719 amino acids. Gene Ontology annotation, biological process: transmembrane transport. Gene Ontology annotation, molecular function: transmembrane transporter activity. NCBI's taxonomy places the organism in Eukaryota, Fungi, Basidiomycota, Exobasidiomycetes, Microstromatales. The transcript is spliced from 3 exons. The record is from RefSeq and is a predicted model, not a curated record.